Malus domestica (apple) is the source of this 1450-nucleotide messenger RNA. RefSeq lists its product as uncharacterized. The record is from RefSeq and is a predicted model, not a curated record. Lineage: Eukaryota; Viridiplantae; Streptophyta; Magnoliopsida; Rosales; Rosaceae. Gene Ontology annotation, molecular function: ubiquitin binding.
GGUGACCCGCUGUGGAGGGAAACCCAAAGGCCAAAAGCGCCAUGGGAGAAAGCAACACAGAAGCACCAAAGAUUCAAUGUCCGAUUAAAUACUUUUCCGAAAUUAUAUUUCUCUCCCCAUAAAACUUUGAAAUUGUAAUUGUUGCCAAAUUUGGGGAAAUUAGGGGUUGGAAUUGGAGGGGGUUGCGAUCUGGAUCGGAAAUUAGGGUUGGAAAUUGGGGGAAAACUGAGAUCGAAACGGUGCGCUGCAUGAGAAGGAAGCCGACGGCGGGGGAGAGGGAGGAGGAAGAAGGGAGAGAGUGAGAGAAGGCAAAACAUGUCUGCCGUUGUGUGCGGGAAGAGAUCAUCGAUUUUCGAAGACAACUCGCUGCCGUCGACUUCCCCUCCCGUCUCCUCCGCUUCCAAGAGAAUCCGCUGCUCUUCUUCUUCCUCCCCUGUUCGCUUCUCUCCUCCCUCCACGACGUCGUUUGCUGCCUCGCAUUUGAUCGAACAACUCAGGGCCGUUUUCCCGGACAUGGACAACCAGCUUCUGGAGGGAGCACUUGAAGAAUGUGGUGGUGAUUUGGAUUCGGCUAUCAAAAGUUUGAAUGAGCUACGUUUAGGUUCUGCAGCAGGAAAAUCUGAUAUAGCGCCAGAAGCAAAUGUGCAACUCCAAUCACAAAGUGCGGUAGCAACAAAUGGAGAGGUUGCAGUAACUGAUGAUCCAUCAGUGCAAAAUAACCUUCCCAAGGAUGGAGCUGAGUGGGUGGAGCUCGUUGUCAGAGAGAUGAUGAGUGCCUCUAACAUGUAUGAUGCUAAAGCUCGUGCUUCAAGGGUGCUUGAGGCUUUGGAGAAGUCCAUUAGUGCUUGUGCAACCACAGAGGUAGCCCAAAGCUUUCGCCAGGAAAAUAUGAUGCUGAAGGAACAAAUGGAAGCUAUUAUUCAGGAAAAUGCAAUUUUAAAGCGAGCUGUAUCCACUCAGCAUGAACGGCAGAAGGAGUUUGAAGAUAGAGGCCAGGAAUUGCAGCAUCUGAAGCAACUGGUGGCCCAGUACCAGGAACAGUUGAGAACCCUCGAGGUGAACAACUACGCACUUACAAUGCACCUAAAGCAGGCACAACAAAGCAGCUCCAUCCCAGGGCGCUUUCAUCCGGAUGUUUUCUAAAGAAUUUGUAUAACGAUAAAUGUUUCUUCGGCUUUGUGGACGGAUCAUGUGCUUUCGUGUGGUAGUUUUAAUGACAUGGAGGCACUUCAAGCUGUAUUUGUGUUGUUUGGGAAACAGAGAUGCAGCUUCUUUCCUCUGUUAUGGUGACGACGCAGUUUCGUUCAAACACGAAUUCAGGGAUAUGUUCUGUAGGUUUUAUAGGAAGAAACAUUUAGUGAUUUAAUUGUAUCUUUUUAUACUUCAAUUAAAGAGGGUUUAUGCUUUAAACCCUAUUAUUCAAUCGAAUUUCGUCGGCUGAAUUCUUGUA